AUGGCCAGGCUGUUACACAACUUGGUAAAGAAGGACACACCUUGGAGAUGGGACACUAGGGAACAAGAAGCCUUCAAAGGCCUGAAGGAAGCUAUCACCAAUGCCCCAGUACUCUGCCAUGCUGACCCAACCAAACCCUAUUUCCUAGAGAUGGACACCUCUGGCACGGCCCUGGGUUCCAUACUUAGCCAACAACAGGAAGACAGUUGCUUACAUCCUCUGGGAUUCUUGUUGGAAUCCUUCAAAGGUGCCAAACAGAAUUACAACACCCACAACAAGGAACUCCUGGCAAUCAUCCGUUCAUUUGAAUACUGGCAAAUCUUCCUGGAAGGGACCCUGCACCCCAUCACCGUGUUCACCAAUCACAGGAACCUAGAGUACUGGAAGGAGUCAAGAACAUUCAACUGUUACCAUGCACAAUGGCACCUCCUACUAGCUGGGUACAACUUCCAAAUUGUAUACUGCCCUGGUAAACAGUCUGGAAAACCAGAUGCCUUAUCCUGCCAAUCCAAUCAUGCCAACAUUCCCCCUGACAACCAGACCAUGUUACCCAACCCUAUAUUUGUCAACAUAGCCAUAGUCACACCCAAAAAAGAGCUCCAGUGCCAAAUUGAGGCUGCCCUAGACCAAGACAAAUCCCUAGAGGAAAUCUUACAAUUCCUCCAAAACAAGUCAAAGGCACCCCCAUCCAUCAAACAAGCGUUUAGGAAUUACAAAAUGGAGGCAGGUCUAAUAUUCUAUCAAGGGAGAAUUGUGGUCCUGGAUGUGGGAGCCUUACAAACAGAGUUACUAAGGAUUUACCACAACAGCCCCUUGGCAGGACACCCUGGGAGACAACAAACCCUGGAACUGUUAUCAUGCACCUACUACUGGCCAGGCAUCUGCGCCAACACAUAUUGGCAUCCAAAGUACUCUCCCAUACUGCCUCAGCCCCUUGAGCUCCCUACCAGACCAUGGCAACAUAUAUCUUACAAUAUGAUAGUAGACUUGCCCAAAGACAGUAACAACAACUCUAUCCUAGUCAUUGUGGAUAGUUUUACCAAAUAUGUCAUCCUGGUGGAAUGCUUGAAAAAGCUCAAAGCUCCAGCACUGGCAGACCUAUUCCUACAGCAUGUGUGGAAACGCUAUGGCAUGCCCAAAAAAACAGUCUUGGAUUGUGGAAGGGUCUUCAACAACAAAUUCCUCAGGGCAUUGUACCAGCACCUAGGGAUAGACCCCCACUUCUCUUUGGCUUACCACCUGCAAAGCAACGGACAAACAGAACAAGUAAACCCCACAGUCAAACACUUCUUACGGGCUUACUCAGGAACUAAUCAGAAGGACUGGGUCAAAUGGUUACCUAUGGCGGAGUUUGCCUAUAACAACGCAGUACAUAGCAGCACUGGCAAAUCUCCAUUUAAGGCACUAUAUGGAUGGGAGCCCUCUCUGACCCCAAGCAAUGUUCCAACAAAUGUCCCAGAAGCAGAUGACAUGGUUGCACAAAUAGAAGCGCAAUGGCAGGAAAUCAAGGCCGCACUCCGGCAAUCCAAGACACGUAUGGUAGCCAGAGAAGCAGGAGAACCACUGGAAUUCAAAAUUGGAGAAGAGGCCUGGUUGGACGCCAGAAAUGUGAAACUGAAAACCCUGAGUCCAAAGUUAACCAAGCAACGCCUAGGUCCCUUUAAGAUAAUUGAGAAAAUCUCUGACCAAGCAUACCAUCUAGAGCUUCCGCCAACCAUGAGGAUCCACAAUGUCUUUUAUGUGGGGCUACUAUCUAAAGUCAGAAGGGACAAGAAACAUACCUUUGAAAAUUGCCCACCACCAGUCACUGUGGACAGUGAAGAGGAAUACAAGGUUGAAGGCAUAACAGACGCUGAGGAAAGAGACGGGAAAUGGUACUUCUGGGUAAAAUGGAAGGGAUAUGGGUCCAAAGAGAACACAUGGGAACCUCAAGAGAACCUAAAACACACAUGUCAUAACCCAUAUCUGGAGGGGUUAUUACCAUAUAUAUCCACUGUCAAAGAUAUAUAUAGUAUAUAUGAUGCACAGUGA
This is a messenger RNA of Rhizoctonia solani, 2031 nucleotides long. RefSeq names its product Retrotransposable element Tf2 protein. The transcript has 2 exons. Gene Ontology annotation, biological process: DNA integration. Lineage: Eukaryota; Fungi; Basidiomycota; Agaricomycetes; Cantharellales; Ceratobasidiaceae. Bases 1 to 2031 code for a protein of 676 amino acids. The record is from RefSeq and is a predicted model, not a curated record. Gene Ontology annotation, molecular function: nucleic acid binding.